Molecule: messenger RNA, 677 nt
Organism: Octodon degus (degu)
Lineage: Eukaryota; Metazoa; Chordata; Mammalia; Rodentia; Octodontidae
Gene: Fgfbp3
Product: fibroblast growth factor binding protein 3
Exons: 1
Biological process (GO): cell-cell signaling
Molecular function (GO): growth factor binding
Source: RefSeq, a predicted model, not a curated record
CCCGGCGCCCCCGACUUCCCCGAGGAGCCCGAACCCCGGGCCAGGAGCCGAGGGCGGGCCGGGAGCUCGGCGCCCAAAGGGAAAACUCCUGAGAAAAAGACCAGAGGGGGCAAGAGGAAGGCGGCGCCGGCUCCGGGGCAGGAGCGGCCCGCGGGGACCCGGCCCGACCCCGACGACAGCCCCGACGCGAACGCCGAGCUCGUGGAGACCUACUGCGCCGAGAAGUGGCACUCGCUCUGCAACUUCUUCGUCAAUUUCUGGAACGGCUGAGGGGCUGCGGGCCUGGGGAGGGACCCGGGCGGGCGUCCGGAGGAGGGAAGCUAAGCGCAGCUCGGACCCGGGCCGCGGGAAGAGCGGGGAGGAGCCUAGGCUUAGGGGGGCACGGGCCGGGUGGGGGUCUCUAAGGCGGACGUUAAGUGCUUUUGAGGCGUCUUUGUUUCAAGAGCAGAAGAAAUAGUGGGAACAAAAAAUAGGCAUUCAUUAAAUUUGCAAAACUGUAGAUUGGUACGGAGAGGCCAAGAAGAAGAGGGAAGAGACUGCAGCGGUGGGAAGGUCGUGGGAAGCAGGAUGCAAUGUAUAUUAACGUGGUUGUAUUAAAAUGUAAGCACGAGUGAUAGAUACUCUGAGCAGGCUGAGUUUUUCCAUGUCUCCCCUAUUCUGCUGCUAAGAUGACAGCU